Messenger RNA from Thamnophis sirtalis, 1688 nucleotides. NCBI's taxonomy places the organism in Eukaryota, Metazoa, Chordata, Lepidosauria, Squamata, Natricidae. The record is from RefSeq and is a predicted model, not a curated record.
GGAUUCCCACUUGUUUGGCCACCUGCCGCCUCAGACACGCGCCAGCAUGAGCGACGCGGAGGAGAAUAACUUCGAGGCGAGGGAAUCACGCUCCCAGUCAAAAUCUGCAGCUGCGAGUCCUGCUCGUGCAAAAUCUGAGAGCAGGUCAGGAUCUCGUAGCCCAUCAAGAGCUUCUAAACAUUCAGAAUCACACUCACAAUCAAGAUCAAAAUCCAGAUCUAGAUCCAGAAGACAUUCUCACAGGCGAUAUACUCGCUCUAGAUCCCAUUCUCACAGGCGGCGAUCACGGAGUAAAUCAUAUACCCCAGAAUAUCGGCGUCGAAGGAGUCGAAGCCACUCUCCUAUGUCCAACCGAAGAAGGCACACUGGCAGCAGAGCUAAUCCAGAUCCUAAUACAUGUGUUGGAGUGUUUGGCCUCAGCUUAUAUACUACUGAGAGGGAUCUUCGAGAAGUCUUUUCCCGUUACGGGCCAUUGAGUGGAGUCAAUGUUGUGUAUGAUCAGCGGACUGGGCGAUCAAGAGGAUUUGCAUUUGUUUACUUUGAAAGAAUAGACGAUUCUAAAGAGGCAAUGGAACAUGCAAAUGGAAUGGAGCUGGAUGGUAGAAGAAUCAGAGUGGAUUACUCUAUCACAAAGAGAGCACACACACCUACCCCUGGCAUCUAUAUGGGCAGACCAACUCACAGUGGUGGUGGUGGAGGAGGAGGAACUGGCCGUCGCCGUGAUUCCUAUUAUGACAGAGGAUACGACAGAGGAUAUGACAGAUAUGAAGAAUAUGAUUAUCGCUAUAGGAGGCGAUCACCUUCACCAUAUUAUAGUCGUUACAGAUCAAGAUCAAGAUCUCGUUCCUACAGUCCAAGGCGUUAUUAAGAAAAACAGUCAGUUACAGAGCAAAUACAAUUUUUCAACAGCAUGUUCCGAACCUAGCUUUUCCUGUUGGUUCCCUACCAUUAUCCUGUAUCCAAUUAAAAUGUUCCUGGUUCAUUAAGAUGUAUUUUCUUUUGAAAUACCUUUUUUCUUCUCUUCUUAUUAUAAUAUUCCAGGUGUAAUUGUUGUAGUUUUAUGUACUUAAAUAUCUUUAAACAAAAAUUAAUGGGAAUCCCAAGAGUGGUAAAAUAUUUUGUAAUUCAUGCAUUUGUUUGUUUUUUUAAACAAGUGGAUUUUUGUUCAACCUCAUGGAGAAAGAACUGGUGUGCUAAUGCUUGCAUGUCGUAUUUUCAGUAGAAAACUACUACUUUAAUAACCUCUCAUCUUUUGUUUCAAAAAAAUCUGCUUGUCCAGUUUAUUUCACUCUAACACAAUUUGGUAUGUUAAUCUGAAGCCAGAAUUUCCUGUAUCCUUGGUUUAAUAAUUAAAAGAAUAUUGGACUGGAAGGACUAUCCCUUGGAGGGUGAGAAAAAAACCCUUAUACCCGACAUUCUCUUUAAUGAGCUUUGGUAAAAUAAUUCCAGUACUGCUGAGAGGAAAUUGAAAUUUCUUUUAAAUACCAAGCUGACCUGCAAAGUAUUCCUCCUAUUUUUAUUACUCCACAAUCAGGAUAAGCCUAAGUGACUGGAUAUAAGAAUUAUUUGAUCUGUUCACACAAGUCUACAUGAUACAGAAAUUAAGAUAAAGCAGGUUCUAGUUAGUGGUAUGGUCUGAAAUUGUAAUUAUUUGACUUUUCAAAAUAAAUUUAAAUUGUACAAAUGUA